Molecule: messenger RNA, 2912 nt
Organism: Apis florea (little honeybee)
Lineage: Eukaryota; Metazoa; Arthropoda; Insecta; Hymenoptera; Apidae
Biological process (GO): detection of chemical stimulus involved in sensory perception of smell; sensory perception of smell
Cellular component (GO): plasma membrane
Molecular function (GO): odorant binding; olfactory receptor activity
Source: RefSeq, a predicted model, not a curated record
UGAUCCCGAUUUUAUAAAAGCAGGAUAAAUCAUAUUGACAAAUAAUUUAAAAUGCACUUAUUGCGAUGGACAUUCAAGCUUUUCGUUAUCACUGGAUACUUUUUAUCACCGAAAGUCAAGUGUCCGACAAAACGAUUUCUCUACAAUGUAUACACCGUCGUCGUGACAUUAUUUUUAUUAAGUUUCUUGACCACGCUAAUUAUGCAAACAGUUUUGAACGUGAAAAGUGCGGAUGAACUCAGUAAAAAUUUCGGUAUUACCAUCACGGUAUUCACCACCAUUUGUAAGUUCAUCAACUUGCUAUUCCAACGAGGAAUUAUCAUAAGCUUAUUGGAUUUGUUGCAAAAGGAGCCCUUCUUGCCGAUGAACAUAGAAGAAAUAAAAAUUCACACGAAAUACAACAAGCUGAUCGAGAAAGUCAGUAUUUUUUACACGUUGCAAAACAUGUCCUGCCUGGUUGCUUUGAUUGGCGCAACAUUAAUCACCGAUUUCAAGAAGAAAAAUUUAACUUUCGAGGCUUGGAUACCUUUCAAUUAUACCGCCUCGUGGCUUUUGUUCUCUUUAACUUUUAUUCAUCAGUGUGUAUGCGCGGUGGUCAGUUCGUUUGGUAUCAUUAUUUUCGACACCCUAUUCGCCGGCCUCCUACUUCAAAUAUGUUGUCAAUUGGACACGCUUGUAUAUCGAUUGCAAAAUAUUAAAGAAGACGCGAUUCAAUCGUUGAAAUAUUGCGCGCGUCAACACGAAUUAAUAUACAGAUUCACCGAAUUGGUGAACAAAUUGUUCAGUUCAAUAUUGUGCUUGCAAUUUUUGAUUAGCGCGGUCGCGAUAUGCUUUAGCGUUUAUCGGGUAAUAUAUACGAAAGCGGACUCACAAUUUGCAGGAGCGAUAAUAUUUGUUUUUUCCGCAUUAAUUCAAAUCUUUUACUUUUGCUGGCACGGGGACAUAGCAAAAUAUAAGAGUCUUGAGAUUCCCGAUAUGAUAUUUAAUAGCAAUUGGCCGAAUCUGAGCAACGACGCUAAGAAAAUUCUGUUGGUAAUGAUGGCACGUUCAUUGACGCCUGUCGAGGUAAUCAGCGCUCACGUUAUACCCCUCAACCUGGAAUCUUUCAAGGGUUUGAUAAAAGCUACUUACUCGGCGUAUAAUAUGCUGCAACAGACUAACAAAAACUUGAAGACAAUGAGCGAAAAAUUUUCCCUCUGCAUCUCGAUCUUAGGUGUUUCUCUCAAAGUGGCCAACUUGUUCCUUCAACGAGGAAAAAUUAUAAAUAUAAUGAACAGUCUGACGAAGGAGAAUUCCGUUCCAAGGGACGAACAGGAGAAAAUCAUCCAACGGAGAAACGACAAUUACGCCAGAAAACUGACGAUAUACUGCGAGAUUCUGAACGAAUCGGCAGUGUUCUUCGCGACCGUGGGCCAAUACAAGACGUUCAUAAAUACCAGGACAUUACCCGUAUCCGAUUGGAUACCAUACGACUUAUCCUCGUCAGAAUUGUACACGAUAUCCCUGUUGUAUCAAACUGUUGGACUGUUGAUCUGUGCGAACGCGAGCGUGGGCAACGAAACGCUGAUCGCCGGAUUGAUGAUACAAGCUGGCGUGCAGUUUGAGAUAUUUUGUCAUCGAGCACAAAAUCUGCCCUCCCUGUUGCUGGCAACAAGAAACAGCAACGUGUCGAAAAAGGAUCUGAGGAUAAGAUACAAUAAAAUUAUUGGGGAUUUGGUUCAACAUCACCUUGAAGUAUACGAAUUUGUCCAAACGGUGAACACCGUGUUCCAGUAUAUGAUUUUUCUACAGUUCUCCAUAAGCUCGGUGGUUUUGUGCCUAAGUAUCUACAAAUUUUCGACGGUAGAUCCGUUGAGCAUGAACUUCGUCUGGAGCGGCUUCUAUUUGUGCUGUAUGCUUAUGCAGGUGUAUUUAUACUGCUGGUUUGGGAACGAGGUGACGUUGAAGAGCAACAAAGUAAGUGAUGCUAUUUACGAAAUGGAUUGGACGAUACUUCCUUCUAACGUAAUCAAGGAUUUAUUGCUCGUUAUAGUAAGAUGUAAGAAACCGGUGAAAGUAACCAGCGGUCAGAUCUUUACCUUAUCCACGGAAUCUUUUAUGAAAAUCAUGAAAAUGUCGUACUCCUCGUUCAAUCUUCUGAAAAAUUCAACGUUAAAGUGAGAAAAUUCACUGUUACUGCUUCAAUUUUUACUAUAAUAAUUGUUCUCAUUCCAAUUGUACUUUUUUACAAUUAUCGUAAGGAGUAUUUGUGUAUCCUUUUCAUCGUUAUGCAUUAUCACACACUUUCAUCGAUGUAUCUACUCAUCACAAGCACGAUUGAGAAAUAAAAAAAAGAAAAAUAAAAAACAAAAAGAAUUCAUCAUCAACAGUUGUAUCGAUAACGAACUAGAAAAAUCGGUAUCAUCGAGUAUCCACAGAGUAAUGAUUCAUGGUAUUUCAAUUUUAAUCCAAGACAGAGCGGAGCUUUUUAAUAGAAUUAGUCGAGAAUUGAAUUCAUAGAACAAUUCUUUACGUUUAAUAAAUUUCCCUCAAUUUUUCUCAAUGCUCUGCCUGCGCCUGGCUCACUUAUCAAAGCCAGAUAUUUUUAAGCAUCGAAUUUUUAGCGACAUUUUUAUCCGACCAGAACGAUGUUACGCAAGUUUAUUUAUCGUUCUGAUCGAUUACUCGAUCGUUGGGACGAGCAGCGCGAAAGGAGGACCGUAACUGGAGGAAAGUCGUGAUGAACUGAUUUGAGAAGCAUUCGCGAGGAACAUCGAUUUCUUCGUUAAUAUUACAUUUAUCGCCUUUUUUCAAGGUUGGUUACGCGAGCUACCGUUCCAAAAGUUUAUUGUUUCUGCCCGUCCGAUUGUAACUAGUCAGAAAACUGCUGUUCAGUGUAUAUAUAAUCGAAAUACUCGAAAAUAGUAACGAUC